Ctenopharyngodon idella (grass carp) is the source of this 3944-nucleotide messenger RNA. Its product is annotated as THAP domain-containing protein 2-like. Lineage: Eukaryota; Metazoa; Chordata; Actinopteri; Cypriniformes; Xenocyprididae. The transcript is spliced from 4 exons. The coding region runs from base 16 to 777 and encodes 253 amino acids. Gene Ontology annotation, molecular function: sequence-specific DNA binding. The record is from RefSeq and is a predicted model, not a curated record.
AGAGUUGCGAAUGCGAUGCCAUAUUGUUGUGUACCAGGCUGUACAUCAUAUCAACGGAAAGAGAGUGAUAAAAAUAUAUCCUUUCAUCGCUUUCCGAGUGACUCAAAAGCCUGUCGUGAGUGGACUGUGAAAGUAAAAAGGGAUAUUGGACCUCAUUUUCAGAUUACAGACAACACGAGAGUGUGCUCCAAACAUUUUACUCAGGACUGCAUCAUUUGUUCGCUCACGGGGUUACAUAGACUGAAACGGGGAAGCGUGCCGACUUUGUUUACAUGGUGCUGUGAACUCAAGCCCAGGAGGACACUUCAGAGGCAUCAAGGUGUCUGUGAUAUUGAAACACUCGAGGAAGAAGAGGAGGACCAGCAUUUGUUUCCUGAUCAGAACACAAGAGAAGAGAAGGAGAAACAGAAGGAGAUUGCUGGUCUGACAGAGGAAAAUGAAAAUUUAAGAAGUCAGCAGUUUUGUCUACAGCGAUUCCAAUGUGAGCCCAAGAUGAUCCUGUUUUACACAGGAUUUAAGGAUUAUGAGACCCUCAAAGCACUCUACCUGUCUCUUCAACCUACAGCACAGUCUCUGGUGAGAUGGAGUCAAAUGCAAAGACUUAAUAAAACAGAACAGACUGUAACAGCUGGCUUUCAUGUUCACAACAUUUGUCUCUUUGACCAGUUUUUCUUGUUUCUCUGCCGUAUGAGGCAGGGGCUUCUUUCCACAGAUUUAACUGUACGGUUUAAUCUGUCAAAGGCCACGUAUCAGUCGGAUAUGUAUAACUUGGGCUAACUACCUUUAUUUUAUGCUUGGCACACUACCAGUAUGGCCAAGUAGAGAGGCUGUAGAUGAGCUAAUGCCGCCUUGCUUCAAGCAGACAUUUCCCAAAACACCUGUUGUGCUAGAUUGUACAGAGUUCCAUAUUCAAACAGCAAGCUCAAAGGUUCUUAACACGGUGACAUACUCUCAUUACAAAGACACCACAACUUUGAAAUCCCUGAUUGGCAUCACCCCCUUUGGGUCAGUUAGCUUUGUAAGCAACCUAUAUACCGGCUCCAUCUCUGACAAAGAAAUCACCAAAGAGUCAGUGCCCGAUUGCAUAAAGCACCUUAAGUGUAAUUUUCCCUUAAAGUGCAUAUUGCAGGUUAAAAAUUUUUUUCGAGAUGAAUAUAUAACCUUGUGCGAAAAUACCAUAUAAAAAGGUACUGCAGGAUUUAAAAAUGUUUUGCAGGACAUAAGGGCACAAAUUUAGUAGAUAAAGUGACGGUCUCUUUAAAAAACGCUUUUUUUUUUCAGCGUCGCGUCAUUUUACGUCACGAGAGGGAAUCGUUCGCUGAGCUCUGUGUUGAGUCAGUGCAGAGUAGGUUGGUAUUCAGUAAUAGCGGUCGUGAAUCAGCGUAUUUUCAGUAGUUUUUGUAUUCUAUUUAUCAUCGUCAUGGUAAAUUAUUGUGUUUGUGGAGGUUGCACAAACUCCAGCCUGUCAGGACAUCGAGUCCAGAGGUUUACUAACAAGAAAAAGGACGGUGCUAUCUUCUGUGCCGGGUUGUGUUUUGUGCAGGUGAAGAGACGGGACUUCACUUCUGCAUCGAAAAACGCGUUCAUUAUAGAGGAGGAUUAUCAUCGCGGGGAUAUGAUGGAGUUCAACAUUGUAAUACUAAUGUAAAUUAUGAUAUUAAAUGAAUAAACUUACACACGCGAUGCUUCAUCACCAUUUUUACGUGAAUUAAUUUCAACGCUGAUAAAUACAAAUGUACACAAAUGCAUACAGUCUCACACUCACACAAAACAGUUUUGAAUUAUGUGCUGGUAAUGUAAAUACUCCAAUUUGAUUCAUGCCAUGUAUGUACAUUCAAGUUCACUCAACUACAUAGUCAAGACGUCAUAUGCGUCCUCACACUAUCAGUGAAUGGGCACGGAAUAAACAUAACACAGAAUUAAUGAAUUUAGGAUAACAUGAAACACAUACAGUAACAAUACUUAUGUUCGUCCGCCGGCGGGAGACAUGAUCAUGGAUCCGUCAGAGAUGCAGCUCGAUGAAAACGUGAAUUGUGCACCGUAAGUAUUUUUUUUUUUUUUCACAUUUGCUAACUACCAAAUCAGUCGUGAUGAGAAUCCGCUAUAUCACGCAACAUUAGUGUGGACGGAUAUUAACGAGUAUGACAUAGGCUAUGCCUGAUCAAAGUUUCUGUUAUUAGUAAUCAAUAACGUUACUCCUAGAUGACCAAUACUACCUUUGCUGUUGCCUGAUACAUGAUAAUAAUCUGUACAAUAUUGUGAUCUGAGCACAGUGUUGCAUAUCGUUAGCUAACGUGUAUAUAUCUAUAAGCUAACACCACAGCUCAAUUUGUCUCUUCUGACUGUUCUGUCUAAUCCUGGCCUGUCCCUGCUCUCUUGACCACAUAGCAGGCUAAUUGUAUGGCUGUGGUCUGUUAUACAAGUAUGAAUAAACAUUUACAAUUUCCUCAGUGUCCGAACUGUCAUUGCGAUCCAUUGUUUUCCUAUUGUUUAUAUUGACCGCAUUCCCUCUCGUUACGUCACUUCCGAUUUGGCAUUUUUCAGAUGCGGAAGUAAAAUUUUCUCACAAAAAAGGACUCCAGAAGCCUAAGUAGUGUAUUUAUACGUGUAUUUUAAAGAAAAUCUAGUUUCUACAUUAUUUUUCUAUACAUUGAAUCACUGAAGCUCUAACCUGCAAUAUGCCCUUUAAGUUCGCCCUUAUGUUUCCCUUAAACUUAAGGGUGUUGCAGAAAAUAACCGUUAAGUAUUACUUAAGGGUUUCUUUAGGUGAAAUGUCAUAAACCCUAUAAAUUUCCCUUAAGUAUAUAAGUAAUCUCCUAAAAAACGUUAAGUGUUGCAUAAAGCCCCUUAACUGUCAUUUCCCUAAGUAUAACAUAAGGUUUGAAAAACUUCACCUUAAGUGUUACACGGAGUGAGCAGGUUCAAUCCAAGUCUUCUAAUGAGACACAAUAUACUGCUUUAUAUGAUAAACAAAUUGUAAUUUAGGCAUUUAUUCACAUAAACAUUGAUGAAAUUACAUAUGUAGCACAUAUGGUCAACGGAAGCGCAAACGUGCGUGCAUCACGCGCAAAAACAAACCUCAUUGGUUCUUGCGCUUGCGCGCACUUUCGAGCAUCCGAAACAGCCUUAUUCAUAUGAAUGUCUUUCAAUGAAUGGACAUAAAUGAUGAGAGGAUUUUAAAAGUAUCUUUAUUUGUUAUUCAAAUAUGAAUGAAUGUCUUAUGGGUUUGGAACGACAUGAGGGUGAGUGAAUGAUGGCAGAAAUCUCAAUUUUGAGUAAACUAUCAAUUUGAGUUUCUCGUCUGGUCUUUCUCUUUCAUAUUUGGUUUUAUUUUUUGUUUUCCUUAUCCAUCUUAUGUUGUUAUCUGUGAAAACAUGUCGUGAUCGGUAUUAACAAAUAACGUGUCCAUGGCAACAGUAGAAUUUUAUAACGGCAAAACCUUGUUGCUGUCAUGAAACACUUAACGGUUUCCCUUACCUAAGAGAACAGUUUAAGGGAUUAUAUGCAACACCCUUAAGUCAUUCCCUUAGUUAAGGGGAAAUCACGCCUUAAGUGUCAUACUUAAGGGGAAAAACGUAAAGUGCUUUAUGCAACCGGGCAUAGGCAUUCUAAAACUCCUUGAGCCAGGUGAUGAAAUAAUGGAUGAUAAGGGCUUUCUUAUUAGAGACCUCCUUGCUGACAUAGAUGUCAGUCUUGUAACCCCAACAUUCACAGGGCCAAGCGGACAAUUCAGUAAAGAUGAAAUUGAGAGAUUGCCCGCUUGAGGAUACACAUAAAGAGGGCUAUCAGACGCAUCAAAGAAUAUCACAUUUUUGAUGGUGUCCUACCCCUUUCACUAUGUGGUUCAGUCAACCAGAUGUGGACUGUUUGUGCUUUACUGACAAAUUUCUAAGGACCUCUAUUUUAAAGGAAAGUUUCACCCAAUAAAAAUUUGCUGAAAAUUU